AAAUUAAAAAAGUAAUCUCGUAAAUUUAUAAAAUUUGUGAUUGUGCAGUGUUGAAAAUUUUUAAUGAAAAUUAUGUGACAUUGCGUGGUGCUUAGGGCAGCAGAGAAAAUCAACACAAUUGCAACAAGGCAAUCAAUCAGUCAUUCGAAGGUGCACUCCCAAUCCUCAAGUGAAUUUUGUUAUCUGAAAAAAUUGCUUUGCUCAAUAACAAAGUGAAAAUACUUCAUGAAGAAGAACCAACACUUAAAAGUUUUCUUCUUGUAAUCUUGCAACAGUGUACAUUGUAAAUUGAUGAUUUUCAGUGGGUGAUCUGUGUCAUAUAGUGAAAAACAACAAAUGCAAUUAUUGGCUGCCAAUAAAUUUACCAGUACAUACUUCAACUUGACAAUCUAAUUUCGGAGGGUGCCUAAUCGAUUGUGUCAACUACAUAUGUCUAUUAAAUACAUAUUUUAAAACAAUCUUUAAACAGAACAGCCUAAAAUUAUAGAAAAUAUCCGUUUUUUGGGUGAUUUCAAAUAAAGACAACUGAAUGCGACAGAUCAAAAGAAUGCAAAUUUUACAACAUUAAAACUGAAGAUUAAGUGGAUCACCAUCGUAGAUACAAACAAAAAAAAACAAGAAAAUUCAACUAACGAUGUCAUAACCUGCUAAACGCGAAUUCGGUGAACGGUUUAGUAAACCCAAUGAAAUGGAUAUGAAAAAGAUUCCAAAAUCACGAAUCGAAGACUUCGAGCGUCGUCAACAGAGAGAACGCGAGAAACAUAAACGUCAGCAAGUACAGAGUGUAGGCCGAGAGCAUGCAUUGUUUCCUGAACCACGUCGCGUUAAUCCCUCCGAGGUAGACGACGACAUCACCGCCAAAUUAGGCGACCACUCUAAGGCCAUAGAGUUUAUGACCACGGAUGCGGUUGGGGUUCAGCCAUCCUCAAACAAUGCCUUGCUUGCCAGCCAUAUACAAACAAGUGCCUCGUCUUCAGUCGGCGGCAGCACUGCGCCCUUGUCUGCCACGUCAUCAACUUCACAGCGUUUAAUAUCUGGUUUGCCACCUCAACAGACUUCCCAACAGUCUCAUCACUACCAACAACAACAACAACAACAAGUGCGUCAAUUACCUUAUCUGAAGCAAUCCGAUAAUCAACAACCGUAUAAUGGACGAGGUGGCUAUCCCGGACCACAAGUUAAAAGUGAUAUGCGUUCCAGCGGGGGCAUGGCACCACCGAAGGGGCCACCACCGUUGCUACCACCACCGACUUCAACAAUAACAACAAGCGGAAUAAGUAGCAAUAUUGGAACCAGCAGCAAUUCAAAUACAACAGCUUCUCUAUUGCCACCACCAUCGAAUGGCUACCUCGGUCCGCCUAAGUCAACAUCUUCUUUACAUAAUGGACGAUUUCCAAAACCAUUGCCGAAAUCAAUUAAUGAUAUUAUUUCAAAAGUUGAUCAAACCUAUCGCGCACCUGAACAAAUAACCAAAAUAGCCGCCACGCCGAGAACAUCUAUAGGAGAAUACAAUCUGAAUGGUCCGAAUCGGCAUAAAUAUUCUGUUGGACCUAUACAACCCAUUUUGGGUUCACCACCUUCCGGUGUGGAAUUAUUAAAGAGUCCCAUGCCUAUAACAUCAAUAUCAGCUGUGUCUGUUCCGUCUAACCUCCCCGUCAUAUCAAACGCUUCUGCGAUACCAUCUAUUGGUAGUAGCAACACAUCCUCUAUUUCUACUACGGAGGUCACAACAGUGAUGGCAAAUGCACCGUUAACGACGACGGAAAUGAGGUCAGUGAUGCCCAUGCUGAAGCAACCAGUGAAACCAUUAUUGGACAAAGUUGGGCCAACGUUAGAGAAACAAAACUCCACACUUGAGAAUGACUUAGAACUUUCAGAAUCAGAUGAUGAUCGCCGAAAGCAAAGUCGGUCAGUGCAUAACUCCAGUGAUAGUUCGCCGUCGGAUUCUAGCGAGUCUGGGAGUGACGAAUCCUCAAAAAGCGAACAUCAGCGUUCGACUGCAAUCACCAAGCAUCCACAACAGAGUUCUGCACAACACCAAAAACUGAACGCUCUUCACACCAUGCAACAACAACAGCCGCCAGUACAACAGCAUCAACCCGGACGGCCAGUGAUGAAUAAAUCUAUCAAUGAUAAGGUGAAAGUUAUCGAGUCACUAGGUACCGCCCGAUCAAAUAUUUACCUGAAUGCUAAUGUGCUGGGUUCGGCAGGUUCAUCUAAUUCGGGCCUAAAUUCUACUUCAUCUUCCUCCAAUAAGACUCCGUCGCCUUCAGACUCGAGCAAAUGGAACUUGAGCCGAUAUUUUAAUAAAAAACCGGCUCAAGCACAAAAUGACACUCCACCACCAGUUAAUUCACUGGUAGUCAACUCCAUCAAUGUGAGUAUGGAUGAGCCAACACUAUUACCGGGUGGUGCACAAAUAAUACCUGAAGCAACACAGUCACAGCCUAAUACGGCGAUUGUCAAGCAUGAAACUACCUACGUAACAUCGAAAAAGUUCUCUAACCGGAGUGAUGAUGGUGAUGAGGGAAGUGCCGCCGAACACACUAGCGAUGUGCGUAACGUAACGUCGAAUUUGAGCAAUAUUAAAUCAAAUGCAAGCGGCAGUGUGCCAGCACUUUUGAAUGAGAUAAAGAAAGAGUCAGAUAUUCUUUAUCCUACCCCUCUGUUGAAGGCGACAUCGUCGAACACUUCACAAAUACAUGUCGUAUCCCAACAACAACAACAGCAACAACAACAAUCCCAAGUUCCUCUACUUAACGCUGCUGAAUUUGUUGCGAUACCAACGAGCCAAAUAAAACAUGAAGUUCCUGCUUUGCCAUCAGCAUCAACAUCCACUGUUGCACCAAUGUCUUUAGCUGGCGGUACAACUACCGUAACGCCUUACAGCACUUCCAGCAUUAAAGCUAGUGGAAAUGGGCAUAGACGCACACCUUCGGUAUCACCACGUUUACGUAAUAGUGUUACAACUGGUCCAAAGAUAGGUGAGUUUGGGUGUGUUGGUCAAUUAUCGGCACCUUCCAGCGAUGGUCAUACGUCUAACAGCAGUGACGAUGAGAACCAAAUUACGGCAUCAGCGAGAUCUACCGUACCGACGUUGGGCCCUGGCGGUACAUUAAAAAUACCUGGUGUACCUGCUGCGAUAACUGCAUUGCCGCCUUCUCCGCCGCAACCGAUGGGGGCACCACCCACAAUUCCCAAUUCUAUAACAGUAAUGCCUAUCAACUCCCUUACAACAAUAACAUCAACGCGCCGACGAAAAAAGCCCCGUAACUCCACAACCACCAUAACACAUCUCGACACUAGUGACGAAGAAGAGAUAGCAACAGCGACACCAGAUUUUAAAAGUAGUCAUGUGACAGUGAGUCCAGUAGAGCUACGUGCAGCAGCUGGCCCUGGUGGUAAAUUAUACUCUGAGCCAGUACCAAUGGUAGCAGUGAAAAAGGGACCAGGACGGCCACGAAAAGUCACAGGCAGUGGAAAAAUAACUAAUGCUUCUUCCAGUGUUACGGCUGGAAAGGGACCAAAAUUGACAGCAACUAAGGAUGUAGGGAAUAGCAGUACAUUAGUUACUAAAAAGACGACUGCUAAGCGGAGAGUUUCUCGUCAGAACUCCAGUUCUGUUCAGAAUUUAUCAUCGAAAUCUAAAACACAAAUUCAAAUGUCGUCUGUAACCCGCGCGCCUAGCGUUGACUCCUCAUCAUCUUCUUCUACUUCCAAUUCAACUUCUAAGUCAUCCAGUUCCUCGUCGUCGGAAACAGAAGCUGAAGAUGGCGUCAUAAGCGGAUCAUCAUCUGAUAAUGAAAACGAUAGUAUUUCAAAAGGUCUUGCGACUAAAAAACGUAAUUCAUCAGCAGAAACAGGGAACAAUGCUCCGGCAUCUACAAGCCGCAUUAUUGUGCAGUUGAAUAAGCGCAAAUCUUCUCACGAAGAUAACCUAUCAUCUGCCACAACAUCAGUUGCAUCUAGUGGAAAGUCAAAAACAGCAGAGAGUGGCAAGCGGAGGCGAACCGCGUCACAAUUCACUCAACCCCAUGAAGAAGCCGACAGUGACGAUGAUUUAUCCGAUUCUGGUUCUGGCUCAUAUGACAGCUCUGUGAGGAACUAUGUUGGAACAACAGCCAAUAGCAGUUCAAAUAUGCCGACAACAACUCUAGCAGCUAAUUCCACUGGUGGCAGUUCACACCGCUCGCAGAAUUUGCAGUCGCCAUAUAAAGUGCCCAUUCCAGCUGCCCUUGUGUCGAGCUCUUCAUCUAGCUCCAGUAACGUUUCAUCUUCAUCAUCAAGCAGCAGCAGCGGAGGUGAACACUCUGACACAGAACGUAAUGCAUCUCUUAAUAAUCGUGUUAAAGGAAAGCACGUGAAGACUAGCGCUAAAGUCGCAGUUAGUGUCAACAGUGGUUCAAAUAGUGCACGACUGCGUCGUGACAAGCCUAAAGCAAGCGACAAGAACAAAAAUGUAACGCUCACGCGUAUCUUCAAUCCGAAAGAGGGUGGUGCGAAAAAACAGGGUCAGGUACUGGUCAUCGAUGAACAGCAGCAACAAAAGCUGAUAUCUCCGAAUUCUUGUAAUUAUCGAACGGCAGCUACCGGUAGCUCAGCGUUAUCCGCUAGUCAAGAGAAUCUCGUUGCGGCUGGUACGGUUGCUACGCUGCAAUCGCCACGACUCACUCCUGGUCAUAUUAAAUCGCCACGCGCAGCACCACAACCUGUAACGGCUGGAUCGCAUCGAACGCCUGAUCAUAGUAGUCGCAGUAGUGCCGAACGUAAAGUACAGCAAUCGCGCAUUAAAACGCCGUCCUGUACUCCAACACGUACGUCUACACCCACUCCGGCUGCACUGCUUUCAGCACCGACUGUCUCGCCCAUACGUACUGUAACAACACCAAUGCCAAAUUUCCCUUCACUUAUAUGCAAAGUUGAUUUAUCCCGACUGCAACGAAUACUGCCUGAGUGGCGGACAAACACCUAUCGACUUUCUAGCAUGGGCCCGUCCCCAAUGACUCGUUACGCUCAUCACGAGGCAAUAUUAAAUGCUGAUUUGCAAGCAACAUCAGCACUUGCGACUGGUAAUAGUGGGAAUAUCACCCCAUAUAGCACCGGUAAUAGAACCCCCACUACGCCCCAAUGUCCACCCGAUAGAGAGCUUUCUCGCUCUCGCGAAAGUUUGGUUGGAAUUGGCGUUGUUGGAAAUAAACAAAGGCUGAGCUCAAUGCAUUCAAACGGCCGGAUGAGCAGUCGUUCUACUGAUGGUGCCGGCAGCGAUGGCACAAUGCCCAAAGAUCCUGCACAGCGUACACCAAAUGGAUACACAUCUGUUGCGAAUGUAUCGCUGGCUUUUGAAGCCAAUAAUUCGCCAUCAACAAAACAACUGCUUAAACGUGAGCAACUAAUCAAAAAUGAGCCGGGCUCUGAGUUAGACAGUGCAGCUUUGGUUACAGCAGCAAAAACUGACGCAUACUGUGCCGAAACUAAGUUUAAGACCAGCGGAUCAGUAAAAGAGGAGCUUAUAGUGCAUAAACACGACUUUAAACCUGGACUACCAACAAAUGCCUUUGUAUCAGCCGAAAAGGAAGCUGAUCGGCUAGGGACCACGCCGCCAUCUCAACUGCGAAUAAAUGAUAUAACGGAGUCAAAGUCACGCCGAAAACGUAGCGCCAGUUCCAGUCCAUACAAAGAGAAAAAGCGGAAAAAAGAUAAAACGGAGAAGUAUUCGAAGGAUGGUAAAGAAGUUAAGGAGGGUAAAGAAAGCGUCGUAAUACCUAACCCAACAAACAGUAAAGACAAAGAAAAGGACGUUGGGAAGUCAAUUGGUGCUAUUGAACGUGAUAUUGAAAAUAGUGCGGACAUUAGUUGCCGUGGGAUCGCGGUAAUUCCAGCCCAAGGCACAAACAACAGUGAACAUACGGAGAAGGACCAACCUAACGAUAUUAAUAGUCGCCAGUUGCCUCAUACUAACCAUGAUCGAUUAUUGGUCGAUCAUCAACUACAUCGGCAACAACAACACCAACAGCAACAACAACAACAACAGCAAAGUGCUUCUUUGAACUACUCGGCUUUUCCUGCGGACUUACAAACGUCAAGUAAUAACAUAAUUGUACCAGCAAUUGGGGAUGUUAAUACUGCCAGCACAGCGCCAUCAGGCAGCGGAAGGGCUCCAUUGCUUCCUCCACCACAAGUAAUAUAUCGAUCGUAUUUUGAACGUGAUGACGAUGGUGUUUGUGAUAUUAGCAAAAAUUCAAAAUUCCUACAGGAAGCCGUUAAACGUAAGCACGCAGCCGACAAGGAACAAAAUCUUUUCAAUCAAGUAACGUUGUACUUGGAAGCGGUGACUUACUUUAUACUUUCCGGUGCUGUGUUAGAACAGCAUCGCAACUCAGAAGACGCAAGUUGGGUCAUGUACAAGGACACUCUGAAUUUAAUUAAAUUUAUUUCUUCAAAAAUUAAACACUUGCAAGUUUCAUCAACGGCAAAUGAACUGCAUGAACCUCACAAUAAAGUCGCUAUCUUAAGUCUUCGUUGCCAAUCAUUAAUUUCAUUAAAACUCUAUAAACUGAAGCGACAUUAUUGUAGAAGCAUCAUCAAUCAUUGCGCUGAUCUUUUAAAGAGCGGUCGGAUGGAAGUUAUCAACGGUAAUACGCUAUCAUCGAAUUCGCCAUCAAACUCCGUGUGCUCGCAGGGGUCUGGUUCAAACACACCUCCAGGACGCGUUGUGCGCCAAGAUACGCAUACGACACUAAGUCAUCAAAAUUUAUACUUUAACUACUUAGCUAACUGUCAUGAUUUGUGGGACCAGGCGGACCGACUUGUGCGUCAGGGUAACCACACUGACUUUUUUAUUGCUUUGGAUCAUGAAAAUGGACCCUUAACGCUACAUACCUCUAUGUAUGAUUUAUUUCGUUACGUACAAUCUGGUCUUAAAAAGCUGAAAAGCGCGAAUAUAACGGCCACAACAAAUGUAAAUAAUACAGUAACGAUGGGCAACAGUGGUGGGAGUGGCGAGCCGUCAACUGACAACUCAUCUGUAAUAAAUUCUGCUGCAGGUAGCAACACUAUUACAAUAAAUACCAUCACCACUACGAACAAAUGCAGCAACAUCUUAAGUAAAUUACAACAAAAACCACAGUAGGAUAAUAUAAUUUGUAGUUCACACUUGGAUAUACAUGAAUAUAUAUAUAUAUAUAUAUAUAUAUAUAUAUAUAAAUUCAUCAUUAUUAUGUAUAUAUUUUUGUAUCAGUGUUGUUCUUUUUUAUAACCAAAAAAAACAGAACACCUCCGUUGCCGCAAAUAGAGAAUGCGGAUGCAUUUCUUCUUCUAACUUAGUGUUUAAGCAUUAAAAUUAUUUGUAUAUACAUACUAUAUAAAAGCAUGAUUUAUUAGUAAAACAAAGUGUUAAAAUUUCUAAACUUAUU
This is a messenger RNA of Ceratitis capitata (Mediterranean fruit fly), 7412 nucleotides long. It is a transcript of the gene lilli, whose product is annotated as AF4/FMR2 family member 4. The transcript has 14 exons. Gene Ontology annotation, cellular component: nucleus; super elongation complex. NCBI's taxonomy places the organism in Eukaryota, Metazoa, Arthropoda, Insecta, Diptera, Tephritidae. Gene Ontology annotation, biological process: regulation of gene expression. Bases 689 to 7129 code for a protein of 2146 amino acids. The record is from RefSeq and is a predicted model, not a curated record.